AUGCGCGGCGCCGCUCUCUCGUCGCCGUCGCAAACGCUGCUUCUGCUCCUCGUCCUCCUCCUCGCAUCCUCGACGCCCGCCGUCGUCGCCGACGGCACCGUGUGGGCCACCCCCCAUGACAGCUACUCGUCGUCCGUGGGCGUGCUCGGCUGCAAGAUCAAUACCGACCGUGUCGCCUACUGGCCCGGAUCCGUCGACUGCAAUAACCUCUGCAUCUCCCUCAGCUACGACGACGGCAAAACCAACAAGCGCACCGUGAAGCUCCUACGCAUCGACCAGUCUCAGGGCGCCUACGACGUCAGCUACGACGCCUGGAACUAUCUCUACACCGGCAACUCGGCCAAGGAGUUGCCCGUCGCCGGCGGCCCGCUCGCCAUGGAAUACGCCGAGCUGCCCGCUGACGAAUGCCGAUCGCUGCUCCGGACCAAAGACAAGAAGCUGGCCCUCAGCGCCUCCAACAGCAUGAACUUCCUCGCCAGCUGCCUCGCUCAGCCCGACAGCUGGGUCGCCAAGAACUACGUACUCUAUAACAUGCUCGACUCCAUCUGCUCCUGGGGCUACGACGAGGUGUGCAAGCUCGACUGGCCGGCGGCGAACCAGCCCACCUGCAAGCACUCGCUAGGCAUGCCGGUCGCGCUCAAGGACGACCCCGUAUACAACGUUCAGUACCCUAGCGGCGACGUCGUCGUUGCGUCCACCGGCGAAAAGGUGUCAUCUCCCGGCCAGAGCACGAGCCCGGCCCCGCAG
Messenger RNA from Colletotrichum graminicola M1.001, 747 nucleotides. RefSeq lists its product as uncharacterized. The annotation marks the transcript as partial. The record is from RefSeq and is a predicted model, not a curated record. The transcript has a single exon. Lineage: Eukaryota; Fungi; Ascomycota; Sordariomycetes; Glomerellales; Glomerellaceae.